UUUAUAGUCUUCAAAUGUUCUUUGCUUUUUAUUCCCUCCCAGAAAAGCUCAUCACUUUUGUGCUCAAAAAUAAUGAAAAGCUUGUUUUUCCUGGCUACCCUCCUUUUUCUUUCUUUUUCUUCCUCCCUUCCGCUUCAAAAAAACAUUUUUCUUUUACCCUCUUCAUGCAUUUUGCUCGGUCAUCGUUCCUACUCCUUUAUCCGCUUUCUUUGAGGAUGUGUGGGAGUGGGUAUGUGCGCAAUUAAACGCCAAAAAGGACAUCCUAAUUUUGUAUGUAGAAGUGGAUCGUCUCAAGCAUUGGUGGGUGGUGUUAACCGAAACCCGGACUUCACUACACGAUCCAUCUU
Molecule: messenger RNA, 347 nt
Organism: Meloidogyne enterolobii
Lineage: Eukaryota; Metazoa; Nematoda; Chromadorea; Rhabditida; Meloidogynidae
Source: the annotation of a GenBank genome assembly